Tilletiopsis washingtonensis is the source of this 2424-nucleotide messenger RNA. RefSeq lists its product as hypothetical. Bases 1 to 2424 code for a protein of 807 amino acids. NCBI's taxonomy places the organism in Eukaryota, Fungi, Basidiomycota, Exobasidiomycetes, Entylomatales. The transcript is spliced from 6 exons. The record is from RefSeq and is a predicted model, not a curated record.
AUGGCUCUCUCCUUCGAGCGCCGGCCGCGCAUGUCCUGGCUGCAGAAUGCCGCGGGCUUCCUCUCCCUCGCGCUCGCGUGGAUCCUGCAGCGCGUACCCUUCUCGGCGCACUUCUGCGUGAUGCUGCUCGGCAUGCUGGGCCCCGUCUUUGCGCCGCAGCUCGUCGCCUUUGUCGUCGUCGCCGUGCACAUCGUCUUUGUCGCCUGCCAGACGCGCUCGGCGUACGGCGUCUGGGCGUGCUGGCGCGGCACGCUGGCGCACUCUCGCCGCGACUGGCGCGAGUACCACGCCGACGAGCGGCGCAAGCUGGCGCGCCACGGCGGCGCAGACCAUGUGCUUGACAUUGACGACGUGCAGCACAUCAUCAUUGUGCCGGCAUACAAGGAGGACCUGGCGACGCUGCGCGAGACGCUCGAUGUGCUCGCAUCGCACCCGCUGGCGCCGACGAGCUACCACGUCUGCCUCGGCAUGGAGGAGCGCGAGGCGGGCGCGCCGGCCAAGGCGAGCAGCGUGCUGGCGCCGUACCGCGCGCGCGGUGCCUUUGCCAGCAGCGCCUUCUCGCUGCACCCGGGAUCGAUUUUGGGCGAGAGCGCGGGCAAGUCCUCCAACGUCAACUGGGCCGCACGGCACAUGGCCCGCCGGGCGCCCGUCGACCACAGCCGCACCGUCGUCACCGUCAUGGACGCCGACACGGCCUUCGCCGCCGACUUCUUCCUCUCGAUCUCCGCCUACUUUGCCCUCGCUCCCGCCGACCGCCGCCGGCGCACGUACUACGUUCCUCCCACGCUCUUCGACCGCAACGGACCGGAUGUGCCCAUCUUCAUCCGCGUGACGGACGUCUUCUGGAGCUGCGCCGGCAUUGGCCAGAUCUACCCGAGCUCGGGCUUCAAGGCGCCCACGUCGGCGUACGCCGUGUCCAUGGAGCUCGUCAAGUUCUGCGACUUCUGGGAGGGCGGGCCGGAGGCCAUCGGCGAGGACCUGCACUUCAGCGUCAAGGCUGUCUUCGACACCAAGGGCACCGUCAUUGCGCAGACGAUCUACAGUCCCGCCUCGCAGCUGCACGUUGUCGGCGCGCCGGCCACUGGCCCCGUCAUGGCGUACGUUCACGACCUGCAGGCCCGCUGGAGCCAGGCCGUGCGCCACCUCUGGGGCUCGCUCGACUUUGGCUACUCGUGGCACCGCGUCCUGACCGGCCAGUUCGGCCCGGGCCAGCGCAAGACUGGCUACGUCGCGCUCAACACCGAGGACGACGAUGACGACAUGGACAUGCCCGCGCCGCGUGACGAGGAGGAGGGCCUCAAGACGACGUACCUGCUGCCCACGGGCGUGCACCUCGAGGACCCGCACCGCUACCCGUCGCCCUCGAACACUGCCACGACCGACACGACGCUCACGGACUUCGACACGGUCAUGCUGCCGCGCGCCGCCAAGAAGGCGCACGGCGACGACGACGGCCAGGAGUCGGACAGCUCGGGCGAGGACAUCUGCAUCAAGCACACGCACGCGCGCGGCCUCUCGCUCGCCUCGCGCCCCGGCCGCAUGCUGCACAACGUCAUGGAGGCCGACCUGGCGUGCGAGAUGCCCGCCCGUGCGCGCAUCAUGCCGUUCAUCUCGCUCUUCUUCCGGCUCUUCGAGGCGCACAUCAUGAUCGCCUCGAUGUUCGUCCUCACCGCCAUCCUCACGAUCUACCCGUCGGUCGUGUACCGCAGCGGCCGCAUGGCCUUCACCGACCCCUUCAACCGCCCCUGCACGUGGGAGAAGUGCGUCCAGGCCAUCUUCGAGUCGCCCUUCUCCGCCGGCGCUGUGCUGCCGCGCGACACUGCGCCCGGCAUGACGCCGGCGUGGAUGAUGCCCGACAUCGUCAUCUGUGCCGUGCAGCUCGCCCGUGCGCUUGGAGGCAUCGGCAUUGCCGCGACGAUCAUCAUGUGCUGCCUGCACGACUACUACCACAAGGCUGCCGCCGUGACACGCUGGACGGAGUCCGAGGCGGUGGCUCGCUCGUGGCGCGAGGCUGGCAGCGUCGGCCGCGCGCCGGCACGCUACCUCGGCGUGCGGACGGCGCAGACGUGCACGCGCAAGUGGCCCCGGGCGCUGAUCGACUACCUCGCCAUUCCCGCCGGUCUGGCGUACGGCGUGGCGCCGAUGCUGUAUGCGCAGCUCUGCCACCUGCACACCAACCGCCUGACCUACACCGUCAGCGCCAAGAGCAAGACGAUCGUCCUCGCCACGCCCUUUGUGGCCGAGGCAGAGACGCGUCUCUCGCUCGACGCGUCGCGCCGCAGCAUCGAGCGCGUCCGCCAGUCCGUCGAGAUUGGCCGCAUCUCCAGCGACGGCCGCGGCAUGCGUCGCUUCUACAACCCGGAGGGCUCGAUGCUCAGCGAGAAGGACACGCUCGACGCACGGCCGCUGCUGUCCCGCUACUAG